AUGACUCCGACGCUGACGGAUCCGUUCGAUCUCCUACAAUACAAGACGUCGGUAGCCGAACAGCGACGCUGGGUGCCGUUUUCGAAAUCCGACGACAACGAGAAGAACGAUUUCUACCGCCAGCAAAAUGAGAUGAUCGACGGGUUCUUAGGGAGCGCCGACGAGGAGCGUCUCAAGGCCGAAGAUACCGCAGAGAACGGAGGCAAGGUGAAGCUGGCGGUGCGUGCCAGUUUCGUGGUCAAUUUCUGCCUGUUCGUCAUCCAACUCUACGCGGCCAUCUCUACCGGCUCGCUCUCCCUCUUCGCCACCGCCGCCGACGCAUUCAUGGACCUCGUCUCGUCCAUCGUCAUGCUAAUUACCUCACGCAUGUCCUCGCGUCCCAAGCCAUACAAAUACCCCGUGGGACGGAGACGUAUCGAGACGAUGGGUGUCAUCAUGUUCUGUGCCCUGAUGACCACCGUGGCCGUGGAGCUGAUCAUCGAGUCGGCCAAGUCGCUGGCCGGGGGCGAAACGGACUCCGAUGACCUGGCCACGGUACCGAUUAUUUGCGUUGGCGUGGCGAUUCUCUGCAAGUUUGUGCUGUGCGUGUAUUGCUAUGGCUUGCGGCGGUAUCCGGCAGCCGAGGUCUUCUUCAUCGAUCAUCGCAACGAUCUGGCCGUGAAUGGCUUCGGUCUGAUCAUGUCCGUUGUGGGUGACCGGUUCGUGUGGUAUCUUGAUCCUAUCGGAGCAUGCUGCAUUGCUCUCCUGAUUCUGUUCUCGUGGGCCUCGACCGCAUUCGAGAACAUGUGGCUGUUGGUCGGAAAGUCCGCUACCCGCGAGUUCCUGAACAAGGUUGUCUAUGUGACGUUGACGCACGACUCGAGAAUCGAGAAGGUCGACACUUGCCGCGCAUACCAUGCCGGACAGCAACUCUAUGUCGAAGUUGAUAUCGUCAUGGACCCGGAAACCAAGCUGCGCGAGUCUCAUGAUGUGAGUCAAGCCCUGCAGCGCAAGUUAGAGGGUCUCGCCGACGUCGAGCGGGCAUUCGUGCAUGUCGAUUAUGAUUAUGCUCAUGACAUCCACGAGGAGCACAGACCCCUGUAUGACCAAGUCGGGUCUAAUUCAUCGAUCAGGACAUUGGUGAAGCGGUUCUUGUUCAAGGAUGACCAAAAGACUGAUGGAAAUGGAUCAGCAGUUUGA
Messenger RNA from Aspergillus affinis, 1179 nucleotides. Its product is annotated as cation diffusion facilitator family transporter. The transcript has 2 exons. Gene Ontology annotation, cellular component: membrane. The record is from RefSeq and is a predicted model, not a curated record. Gene Ontology annotation, biological process: transmembrane transport; monoatomic cation transport. Gene Ontology annotation, molecular function: monoatomic cation transmembrane transporter activity. The coding region runs from base 1 to 1179 and encodes 392 amino acids. NCBI's taxonomy places the organism in Eukaryota, Fungi, Ascomycota, Eurotiomycetes, Eurotiales, Aspergillaceae.